This is a messenger RNA of Aspergillus clavatus NRRL 1, 1845 nucleotides long. It is a transcript of the gene hscA, whose product is annotated as putative Hsp70 chaperone (HscA). Gene Ontology annotation, cellular component: nucleus; plasma membrane; cytosol. Gene Ontology annotation, biological process: cellular response to unfolded protein; protein refolding; vesicle-mediated transport. The record is from RefSeq and is a predicted model, not a curated record. Gene Ontology annotation, molecular function: ATP binding; misfolded protein binding; ATP-dependent protein folding chaperone. Lineage: Eukaryota; Fungi; Ascomycota; Eurotiomycetes; Eurotiales; Aspergillaceae. The transcript has 7 exons. The coding region runs from base 1 to 1845 and encodes 614 amino acids.
AUGUCGGACGAAGUCUACGAAGGUGCCAUCGGCAUUGAUCUUGGCACGACCUACUCUUGUGUCGCCAACUAUGAGGGCACCAAUGUUGAAAUUAUUGCCAACGAGCAGGGUAGCUACACAACUCCGUCCUUUGUAUCCUUCACCGACAAGGAGCGCUUGAUCGGUGAGGCCGCAAAGAACCAGGCGGCUAUGAACCCGGAGAACACUAUCUUUGACAUCAAGCGUCUUAUUGGCCGGCGGUACGAGGAUCCCAUCGUCAAGAAGGACAUCGAGUCGUGGCCAUUCAAGGUUGUCGAUCAGGGUGGCAACCCUGUCGUCGAGGUCGAGUAUCUUGGAGAAACCAAGACUUUCUCCCCCCAAGAAAUCUCUGCCAUGGUCCUGAUGAAGAUGAAAGAAGUUGCCGAGACCAAACUCGGAAAGAAGGUCGAGAAGGCUGUCAUCACCGUGCCAGCUUACUUCAACGACAACCAACGUCAGGCAACCAAGGACGCUGGUGCUAUCUCAGGCUUGAACGUUCUUAGAAUCAUCAACGAACCCACUGCCGCCGCCAUCGCCUACGGUCUGGGCUCCGGAAAGUCGGAUAAGGAACGUAACGUUCUCAUCUACGAUCUUGGUGGUGGUACUUUCGAUGUCUCCCUCCUGAACAUCCAGGGAGGCGUUUUCACCGUCAAGGCCACUGCCGGUGAUACUCACCUUGGUGGGCAGGAUUUCGACACUAACCUGCUUGAUCAUUUCAAGAAGGAGUUCCAGAAGAAGACUGGAAAGGACCUCUCAGGAGACGCUAGGGCUCUUCGCCGUCUGAGAACCGCCUGUGAGCGCGCCAAGCGUACUUUGUCCAACGCCACCCAGACAACUGUUGAAAUUGAUUCUCUCUUCGAUGGUGAAGACUUCAACUCCUCCAUCACCCGUGCGCGCUUCGAGGAUCUCAAUGCGAAAUCCUUCUCCGGUACUCUGGAGCCUGUGCAGCAGGUUCUUAAGGACUCCGGUCUCGAGAAGAGCAAGGUUGAUGAGAUUGUGCUUGUCGGUGGUUCUACUCGCAUUCCCCGCAUCCAGAAACUUCUCAGCGACUUCUUCGAUGGCAAGAAGCUUGAGAAGAGCAUCAACCCUGAUGAGGCUGUAGCAUACGGUGCUGCUGUGCAGGCUGGAAUCCUCUCUGGAAAGGCCACCUCAGCCGAGACCCAGGAUCUGCUCCUGCUGGAUGUUGUUCCCCUUUCCCUCGGUGUUGCCAUGGAAGGCAAUAUCUUCGCUCCUGUUGUGCCCCGUGGUCAGACUGUCCCUACCAUCAAGAAGCGUACCUUCACGACUGUUGUGGACAACCAGACCACUGUCCAGUUCCCCGUCUACCAGGGUGAGCGUACUAACUGUGCGGACAACACCUCUCUGGGCGAAUUCACUUUGGCGCCUAUCCCACCCAUGAAGGCUGGCGAGGCUGCCCUUGAAGUUGUCUUCGAGGUUGAUGUCAACGGUAUUCUCAAGGUCACCGCCACGGAGAAGUCUUCUGGCCGCACUGCCAACAUCACUAUCUCUAAUGCCGUUGGCAAGCUCUCCACUACUGAAAUCGAGCAGAUGAUUGAUGACGCUGCCAAGUUCAAGUCUAGCGACGAGGCUUUCACCAAGAAGUUUGAGUCGCGCCAGCAGCUCGAGUCCUAUAUCUCUCGUGUUGAGGAGAUCAUCUCGGAUCCCACGAUGUCGCUGAAGUUGAAGCGCGGUAACAAGGAGAAGAUUGAGUCGGCUCUGAGUGAUGCCAUGGCUCAGCUUGAGAUUGAAGAUUCUACCCCAGAGGACCUCAAGAAGAAGGAACUUGCCCUUAAGAGACUCAUUACUAAGGCCAUGGCCACUCGGUAA